Molecule: messenger RNA, 619 nt
Organism: Bicyclus anynana (squinting bush brown)
Lineage: Eukaryota; Metazoa; Arthropoda; Insecta; Lepidoptera; Nymphalidae
Product: huntingtin-interacting protein K
Exons: 3
Coding region: 212-574 (120 amino acids)
Biological process (GO): protein stabilization; negative regulation of apoptotic process
Source: RefSeq, a predicted model, not a curated record
UCAUUUGUCUAUUGUCAUUCGCCACCACAAAAUAAAAUAGCGUGAUAUUGUAAAUUAUAUUUAUAGUUUUUCUGUACAGUGUAAAUUUAGAGGAAUCACAAAAAUCAGUAUUUUAAUUUUGUGGUGCAUACAAUAAAAUAAUUAAUACCAUUGAAUUUUUACACUGUAUAUCAGGUUAGUCGGGAUUUUAGCAUCAAUUUUGUGAACGAGCAUGGCUGAUGAGGAGGUUAAUGGGGACACUGACGACAUACAGCACGAGAAAGACAAAACACAGAAAAAGGCGGCCAAACACGACAGUGGUGUAGCUGAUUUAGAAAAAGUUACCGAUUAUGCGGAGGAAAAGGAAAUAUCAUCUCAAGAUAUAUCUAGUGCACUGUCACUGAUUGGAGAUAGACGAAACAAGGAAACAGCUGAGAGGCUUGAAAAGGAGAAGGAGCUACAAAAAGUAUCAGUCAAAAAAGAUGACAUAGAAUUAAUUGUUAAAGAAAUGGAAAUCUCCAGGACACUAGCUGAAAGAACUCUUCGUGAACAUAGCGGUGAUUUGGUCGCAGCACUGAUAACCUUAACUAAUUAAUGUAUGAUAUUACAUUUUUAAUAUAGAGUUUUUUGAACUUUUGAA